UAAUCUGUGUUAAUGACGGUUUUUAUAUUUGGUGCACGAUUUUAUCGUUAGUUUUUUAGUGGGGUUUUUGUCAGUUUUUGAUCAGUUUAUUAUUUGGGAAGUUUAUGGGUAGUUAUUUGUAAUUUGUGCUCUAUAUAUGUGUAUAUCUGUUUUUCUUUUUUCAUUUGUGUUGUUUGUUUUUUUUUUUUAUGCAGUGCAUUGAUAUUUCUCUUGCUCGAAUUUGUGUGAUGGAUCACUGUGGUGAAUGCGGUGGUGUUUCUGGUUCGGAGAAGAAAAUUUCUGGUAUAGUAGAGGAUGAAUCGAAGAAUGUAGGGGAUGAUAUUUGCGAGAUUCUUCCUCGAAGGAGUAACAUUACACAUUUGAAGUCUGUUGCAAGGAAGAAGAGUAAAUCCCCUUCCUCUGUUGCAAGGAAGACAAGUAAAUCGCCUUCCACUGUUAAACAGGCGAAGGAUUCGUGUGCAUCUGGUAGUAAGGAUGCUGGAGAUGAUUCUCAUGAGACUAAACAUGUUGUGGCUCAUUUAAAGAUAUACCCCUCCAAGAGGUUUGGUAGUAAGGUUCAACAUUUUAAUGACAAGAGUGUCAUUACUGACUUGAAAUCUAAGUUGACUAAAAGUCAUAAAUCAUUGUUUAAGAAGACCCCAUUUGGGCACUUUUUAGAAGUAUGUGAUAUUCAUUUUCAAACUCAACUUGCCCAGCUUGUGUUAUUGAGAGAGGUAUCUCAUGAGAGGGAGGAAGAGGAAACGUGGUUUAAGCUUGGUCGUAGAGUGUGUAGGUUUUCUAUUGAAGAGUUUGCUCUAGUUACAGGUCUUAGAUGUGAUGGUGAUUUUGAUUUAAGUCGUUUUCAAAAAAAGAAGGUUUUGUUUAAGAAAAAAAUAUUUGGCCGUUUUGUUGGUAAGGUGUCGAAGUCUGAAUUACGCAAUGCUUUUAUUAGUAAGGAUCUAGUUGAUGAUGAGGAUGUUGUCAAAUUGGGUAUAGUUCAUAUCCUAGUUAACUAUUUGUACGGCUAUACUAGUGAUAAGUCGGUUGAUGAUUUCUUUUUUGAGAUGGUUGAUCGAGAUUUUUCUCAAUUAGCAAAUAUUAGUUUUGGCAAGUUUGUAUGGGAUAGGAGUUUUCAAUAUUUGAAAACUGCUUUGAAGGGUGGGAAUAAAAUCUUUGAUGGACUGUUCGUUGAUGGGAAGGUUGGCCUUCACCCUUACAAACUUCUUGGGUUUCCCAUUGCUUUUCUUGUAUGGAUUUAUGAAAGUAUAGCUGAGUUGAGUCCUGAGUUUUGUCAACGGGUUGGGAAAAAAUUUCCACGUUUGUUGAAUUGGAAGAGUACAGAUAAUGCGUUCUAUGCAAACUUGGUGGGAAAGGUUUUCAACAAUCAGAAGUUGACUAUCCUGAAUGUCUAUCCGUCUUCUGAGGAGAGAAAGAAACUGGCAGUAAAGAAGUUUAAGUUUGAGCCUCUAUACUUGCCGAAGGUGUGUGCUGAAGAUGGAGACAGUAGUCCGGGUACCCAGGUUGAUAGUGAAAAGUUGAGAUUGAUUUGUGAAUCAAUCUCAUCAAAAAAGCAUGCCAAGAAACUAUUAUUAGUGACAUUGCAGUUAUGAGAUCUGAGUUCAUGGGGAAACUCAGUGAUUUAUCUGCAAUGAUUGCAAAAUUUGUUGCAAAAAAUUCUGAAAAAGUUGCAAAUUCAAGUGAUGAAAGUGCUGGUUUUAAUGAAGGGGAAAAGCCAGAUGAUUUUGAUAAUGUUUCCAGUCCUAUUUCUGAUGAUUCUAAGGAUUGUGGAAAUGAUUCAGCUGAAGAGUCUGAUGGUAGUAAGGUAACUAGUUUAUUUUUCUUAAUAGUAUGUUUUCUUUCUGUAGUUGUUUAGUGUAACCAGUUACUGUUGUAACCAGUUUCAUUAUUUCUUUUAGGGUGUUGAGAAGGAUUUAAAUGAAAAUUUUGAUGCUG
Molecule: messenger RNA, 1932 nt
Organism: Humulus lupulus (European hop)
Lineage: Eukaryota; Viridiplantae; Streptophyta; Magnoliopsida; Rosales; Cannabaceae
Exons: 5
Coding region: 189-1589 (466 amino acids)
Source: RefSeq, a predicted model, not a curated record